Molecule: messenger RNA, 13017 nt
Organism: Synchiropus splendidus (mandarinfish)
Lineage: Eukaryota; Metazoa; Chordata; Actinopteri; Syngnathiformes; Callionymidae
Gene: akap12a
Product: A kinase (PRKA) anchor protein 12a
Exons: 4
Coding region: 344-12706 (4120 amino acids)
Biological process (GO): regulation of protein kinase C signaling; signal transduction
Cellular component (GO): cytoplasm
Molecular function (GO): calmodulin binding; protein kinase A binding
Source: RefSeq, a predicted model, not a curated record
AGUUGACUCCAAAAAAGAAGCUGAAGAAGCCUGAUGAGGAGCCACAACCUGAGCCAACGCAGAGGGAGACUCAGGAGUCAAAGUCAGAAGAGCCAGAAAUGAGGGAGAUGCUGAAGAGAGUGAGACUUGGAAGUCAGAGCUAGAAGAGCCAGAGGUUAGGGCGGUGCAUAAGAAAGUGAGACUUAGGAGUCAGAGUUAGAAGAGCCAGAGGUGAAGAUACUCAGGUUGUCAUCCAGAGUGACUGGAAGAAUGAUUCUAUCACGUGGAAAAGUGUGGAGACCAAGUUAGGGAGGACAGAUGGUCUGUGGAGAGGAGAGACAGAGUUGGUCCAUGGUGGUUGGAGAUGAAGAGGUUGUCAGAAUUCGAGGCGUUGUCAAUGUGGCGCCUUCAGGAGUCACGUCCAAUCAAAGUCCAGCUUUCUGACAUCGAUGGAAAAGAAGACGUGUCAUUAGUCAACACUAAUGGUCACUAUGAGGACACCAAGGCAGAAGAUGGAGAAGAAACAUUCAAAACCAUCAACAUCACUGACAAGGACGUUUCAAAUGAAGGGUCCGGCGUUGCUGAGCAAAACAUAACUCUGGAGGUGACCAGCAUGGAGGCCAAGCAGAACGACAUCAAUGACAGCUUCAGGAGAUUCUUCAGUAGCAUCGGCUUCAGAUUGACGGUGAAGAGCGGGUCAGCUGACCAGCCCAAGACCCAGACGGAAGAACCAAGUGCUCCGGACAACACUGGGCAUCCGCCGACGGAAACCGGCGAGGAAAAGGUCGGACUUGUUGAGCUGAAAGAAGAAGAGAAGAGCAGCGACCCCACGGUGAGUUCCACACUCAUCGAUGUGACCUCAGAUGAUCUCAGAGACAAUACAGAUGACCAGACGCCCCAACGGCAAGUAGAUGCUGCAGCUGAAGCUGCCAGUUCUGCUGUGGGCGAGGCAUCUCACGUACAACAGGACACUAAAGUGGAUGAGGAACAACAGCCGACAUCUCCUUCUAGUCACGAGUGGGAAGUCCUAGGAUCUCCAAUGAAGAAGUUCUUUACCACAGGAAUCUUUUCAGGGCUGCGCAAGAAGAAGAAGACUGAGGACUUGGACACGAUGGGUAUUGGGGGGAGGGAAAGAGAGACAAGUAACGUUGCAGAUGAAGACCGGCAAAAGGAGUCAGGACCAGUAGAAGAAGCUGCUGCCCAGGAUAAGGAGAAUGUGAAGACUCAAGAAGAGAAAGCAAUGGAGCCUGAAAUUGUGAGCUCACUGGAGAAGGAGAGAGUUCAAGCCAGCCCCCUCAGGAGGCUCUUCGCCAGCCCCAGUUUGAGGAGGUUUGCGAAGAAGCAGCAGGAGAAGAUCCCCAGUGAGCCUGGAGAACAUGCCUCGGAUGAGCAGACAUCAGACGAGCGUCCAAAAGAUGAAGAUUCCAAAGAGACCAAAGUGGAGGAGAACAGUGCAUGGGCGUCCUUCAAAAAGCUGAUGACUCCAAAAAAGACGCUGAAGAAGCCUGAUGAGGAGCCCCAGACCGAACAAGCGCAGAAGCUCAGUGACGGCGACAAACUGUCCGACAGCAGCUCGGAGCAGAGCAGAAAGAGAAAAGACUCCUCAGUCUCUUGGGAGGCUGUUUUGUGUGGAUCUGGACGGAGAAGAAGCAACAGAGACUCUCAAGAGGACCUUCCAGGAACCAACAACAGCAAAUCCAAAAACGACAGCGCAGCAGAUGAACAAUCCGAAGACGCAGGUGCCAGUUCCCUGAAACAAGCCGAGCACUCUCCAGACAGCGAGGGCGGUUUCACCUGGAAUUCCUUCAAAAGGCUGAUCACCCCUAAAAGAAAAGCCAGGGAGGACGAAGACGCAGGUUCAAAAUCCACAGGCCUCAUGACUCAAGAUGAACUGUCAGUUCCAGCUGAAAGUGAUGUGCAGUCUGCGAGAAAAGCGCGUGAUGAGGCAGCCACAGCCGAGUCGGAUGAGGAGUCCGAGACUCCGGCUGUGAUUCCGUUGUCUGAGUUUCAGGAUGAUCUGAUUCCAGCUGAGGAGAAGACUCGCGUUCCUGUGGACGAAAACGCGGCUCAAAGAUCUGACUCACCGGCUCUGGACAGUGAAGACCCAAAGGUGGAAGAUCUUGCUGCUGUUUCGGAAAUGAAGGUGAUACUCGACGAGUUUACAGAGGCGAUUAGCAAGCACCCGCAGCUCAGCGACAUCCCAGAGGAGAGUGCUGUCCCGGAGACGAUGGCCCCUCCAGUCGAGGAGGAGCCUGCUGGAGAUGACACUUUGGCGGAGGAUCUGACUGACAUCACAUCAGAUGCCAUUACUGCUCCAGAGCCGGCGGACUUCACCCUCACUGAUGAGACCGAGAUGAUGUCUGCCGUGUCUCAGCUCUCAGAGUCACCCAAGUCCGGCGCCUCGACUCCAGUUCCGGCGUACUACAGCCUGGAGGAGACGGAGAAGGUCCUGGCACAGGUGGUGGAGACCAUUUCUGCAGCAACACAGAUGACCCCCUUGAGUUCAGAGGAGGUGAAUGUGAAACACAUCGUGGGGUCCAUCUCCAAUCAAUCACUGGCAACUGUUUUCAAAGACGAGCCAGCGCUUCUGGAGAUCCACCGAAAUUCCGACACAUCCAACAUCCAAACUGGUCUGAACGUAGAAGAAAUGGUCGGGGAGAAGAACGUGGAAGCCACAGUGGAACUAGAGAGCCUAUCAGGAAUCAGCAAAGCCUUGUACACUGAGAUGACAUCUGAGGUCGCUCCCGAGGACUUGGAACAGGCGGAAAUGGCUGUGGAUGAGGUCCUUGUCUUACAGUCGGAGGAAGUGCAAAUCCAACACGCAGGAUCAAAAACCCAAGUAGAGGAUUCUGAACUGAUGUCUGAAGAAAGUGGAGUUGAAGGUGCUUCGAAAGAAGCUGAUGAAGGUGAGGACCUCAAAGUAGCUACGGUGGAUGAGCUCCAGAUAGAAAGGUCUGACUUAAAGGAGACCGUUGUUCAAACAAUGGAGAUAUUCGCUUCAACUGCUGAACCUGUAAGAGAUACAGAAGAAGUUGGACAUGAAGAAGAGCUGUUGCCACUUACAGACAUCAACAAGACUCACAAUGAAGAGUGUCAUGAUCAAUCUACUGACUCACCAGUGGUGGUCUCUGGUGAUGGUCCACAUGCAGACUCAGCCAGAGGAGAGAGGCAGGAAACACCAGCUGAAGAAUGUAGUGUCUCUACAGAGGAGCAUAAUGUCCAAAUAGUUAAAAAGGAAAAUCCUUUAGAUGAUCUAUCUGGAGAUCGACAAACCGAUAAUGAAUCAGAGAGUCAGCCACUAGAAGAUCUAAAAACACAACGGACAACAGAAGCUGAGAGUGAGGCAGGAAAGCAAAAGCAUCCCCAAGAAUCAAUUUAUCAUGACCAAGAACUCGACCAGGCCAAGUCAGAGGAGUCCUGUGGUCCACUGAGUGCCUCCAAAGAAAUACCCUUGGGUGCCACUCCUCAAGGAGAAAUCCUGGAGGAGGAUCCAGCAUUAGAUGAUCAGGUUCUUGUUGAGGAAAGCAGUGGAGAGCCAGGAGAGUUAACAACAUCAGGGUCAGAAGGGUUCCCGACAGAAGCCACGUCAGAAGAGCCUGAAGGGAAACAAACAGAUGUUUCAGGUGACAACAUGACUCAGGAGACUCAAGAGGUGGAGUCAUCAGUUGAAACACAGGAAACGGUAUCAGAGGUGGAGGUAUUGUCAGGUGACUCUUUGGACAUGGGGAAAUCCCCGACUGAAACUGAAGCAGAGAAAGAUGGUGGCAAGGCUGAGUCAGUCCCAGAUCAAAACGUUCAGAAAAAUAGAGCACUGGAGCACUGGAGCAGAGGCACUGGAGAAGAGGACACUGGGCAGGUUGAAGACAUGGCUGAACAUCCUCCACCCUCAACCCUCAUCAGCCCACCACAAGAACCUCAAGCUCCUCAAACUAAACCAGUGGUGGACCCAGAGGACGCUCCGUGUGUUGAAGAAGUUUCUUCUGAGGAGACAACACCUGGCCCUUCUGAGGAGGCGGAAACGGACCCAGUUUCAGAUGAGAAAUUACUGAGAGAGGAAACAGAUGAAAAAGAUUCUGACAUUGAAGAGACUCCUGGUAUGACGGCAGUGGAAUCAGUGGUGCAAAGAUCAGGAGAGUCAGAAGAGAGGUUUGACUGUAACUCAGUUCAAAAGGAAGAAACCAGAGAGGCUGCGACUGAACCAGUAGACUCUGUUGGGUUGAGCUCACAAGAUGUCGUCAGCGAGGUCAUUCCAGUGCGUGGCCUUAUUCCUGGAUCAGAAGAAGCACAGCCUCCGGUACAACAUCACACACCAGAGUUAAGUGAUGCCAUGGAAGCUGCAGAAAAGGUGGAACUGGAGUUGUCUCAGUCAGAAGUGACUGAUACCACUCAACCCAGGGAAACAGAGGACACAGUCGAUGAAGAAGUGGAGAAAGAGCUGCUGCUAGUGGAAACAGCCACGGCGACUACCCUGGACACAGAGCAGAGCAAUGCUGAGUCAGAUGAAAGGGUUACAGAGACAGAAGCAGUCUUUUUGGUUGAGGCUCAGGGAAACAGAGAGGCAUAUGUGGAACCAGAAUCACCUCAGGUGGAGCCAGCAAGGAAGACUUGUGCUGGCUCAGAGCAGCGUGACGUCGAAGUCAGUGGAGAAGGUAACGUAGCCAAUACAGAUCAAAGUGAACAGCACUCAUCGAUACAGGAGUCAACAAAAGAGCAGAGUCCUGUUGAAAAAAUGGACUGUGCUUCAGAAGAUACUGAAGAAACAGAUGUUUCUAAAGACACAAAGGAGAAAACAGAGGAUCCAGAAUCAGUCAAAUGCAGCUUUGAAAAUGUUGACACUUCACAACCUGACCAACCCAGCGAAGAAGACCUCAGUGCUCCAGAGGACCUGUCAGGGAAGGAAGCAGUCAGGGAUCCAGAUGUGGCUCCUGAAAAUGAGUCUUCAGAGCAGUGCUUCACUCAAAUCACUGAGACUGUUGUUAGAGAGUGUCCAGCGCAGACAGUCCAGGCAGAGGACCUCAGGAACCAGGAGAUGGAGGCACCAAAAGAUGAAGACACAAGUCCAGACUCUGUGAACCAUCAAGAUAUUCUGACCCACACAUCAGAAGACAGUGUAGAUCUUGAGGACACUAACACUGCACCAGCUGAGAAAGAGGACGACCUGAGCAAAGAAAAUGUGCCACCUUCCAUCCUCAUCAGACUAGAAGAACCUGAAGCUCCUCAAACUAAACCAGUGCUGGACCCAGAGGACACUCCAAGUGUUGAAGAAGUUCCUAGUGAGGAGACAACACCUGACCCUUCUGAGGAGGCGGAAAAGGACCCACUUUCAGAUGAGAAAUUACUGAGAGAGGAAACAGAUGAAAAAGAUUCUGACAUUGAAGAGACUCCUGAUAGGAUGGCAGUGGAAUCAGUGGUGCAAAGAUCAGGAGAGUCAGAAGAGAGGUUUGACUGUAACCCAGUUCAAAAGGAAGAAACCAGAGAGGCUGAGACUGAACCAGUAGACUCUGUUGGGCUGAACUCACAAGAUGUCGUCAGCAAGGUCAUUCCAGUGCGUGGCCUUAUUCCAGGAUCAGAAGAAGCACAGCCUCCGGUACAACAUCACACACCAGAGUUAAGUGAUGCCAUGGAAGCUGCAGAAAAGGUGGAACUGGAGUUGUCUCAGUCAGAAGUGACUGAUACCACUCAACCCAGGGAAACAGAGGACACAGUCGAUGAAGAAGUAGAGAAAGAGCUGCUGCUAGUGGAAACAGCCAAGGCGACUACCCUGGACACAGAGCAGAGCAAUGCUGAGUCAGAUGAAAGGGUUACAGAGACAGAAGCAGUCUUUUUGGUUGAGGCUCAGGGAAACAGAGAGGCAUAUGUGGAACCAGAAUCACCUCAGGUGGAGCCAGCAAGGAAGACUUCUGCUGGCUCAGAGCAGCGUGAAAUCGAAGUCAGUGGAGAAGGUGACGAAUCCAAUACAGAUCAAAGUGAACAGCACUCAUCGAUACAGGAGUCAACAAAGGAGCAGAGUCCUGUUGAAAAAAUGGACUGUGCCUCAGAAGAUACUGAAGAAACAGAUGUUGUUUCUAAAGACACAAAGGAGAAAACAGAGGAUCCAGAAUCAGUCAAAUGCAGCAUUGAAAAUGUUGAGACUUCACAACCUGACCAACCCAGCGAAGAAGACCUCAGUGCUCCAGAGGACCUGUCAGGGAAGGAAGCAGUCAGGGAUCCAGAUGUGGCUCCUGAAAAUGAGUCUUCAGAGCAGUGCUUCACUCAAAUCACUGAGACUGUUGUUAGAGAGGCUCCAGCGCAGACAGUCCAGGCAGAGGACCUCAGGGACCAGGAGGUGGAGACACCAAAAGAUGAAGACACAAGUCCAGACUCUGUGAAUCAUCAAUAUAUUCUGACCCACACAUCAGAAGACAGUGGAGAUCUUGAGGACACUAACACUGCACCAGCUGAGAAAGAGGACGAACUGAGCAAAGGAAACGUGCCACCUUCCAUCCUCAUCAGACCAGAAGAACCUGAAGCUCCUCAAACUAAACCAGUGCUGGACCCAGAGGACACUCCAAGUGUUGAAGAAGUUCCUAGUGAGGAGACAACACCUGACCCUUCUGAGGAGGCGGAAAAGGACCCAGUUUCAGAUGAGAAAUUACCGAGAGAGGAAACAGAUGAAAAAGAUUUUGACAUUGAAGAGACUCCUGAUAGGAUGGCAGUGGAAUCAGUGGUGCAAAGAUCAGGAGAGUCAGAAGAGAGGUUUGACUGUAACUCAGUUCAACAUGAAGAAACCAGAGAGGCGGAGACUGAACCAGUAGACUCUGUUGGGCUGACCUCACAAGAUGUCGUCAGCGAGGUCAUUCCAGAGUGUGGCCUUAUUCCAGGAUCAGAAGAAGCACAGCCUCCUGUAGAGGGCGCUGAUGGAACAUCUCAGCAUUCAGGAGAAGAAACAGCAGAGGCAGGAACUGGCUCAGGUUCCAGAUCCGAGCCAACAGUGGACAAGGGCUUCAGCUCUGAAAGAGAUGUGAUCCAGGACCUGAGUUUGGAGGAUGUCCAUCCAGAAUUGGUGCCUGAGGACACCUCUCUGACAGCGAUGGGAUGUUCUUCAGCUGAAUCUGAAAAUCUAACCGUUACGCUGACUCACGUCCAAGAGGAGAAUGUGUCAGAUGGUGAGCAGGAGGCUUCCCUAGAUGAAGAAGAGCGCAGUCUUGGAGUGCUCCAGAGGGUUGUGGAUGAGGCUGCAAAGGAAGAACUCGUAGUAGACCAUGGUGCUGCCCCCUGGGCCAAAGCUGCUGAGUCAGAGGAACAGAAAGAAGCUGCUGCUGAGGGACCAGCUCAUAUAACAGAGUGUGGGGGUGAAGAACCAAGGACAGUGGGACCUGAAGAGAAUGCUGCUCAUAUCCAACCACAAAAUGUAGCAGCAGCAGGACCUGCAGCAGUGUGUUCAGAUCUGGACCCUCCACAAACAGUUGAAGAGCUUAUGAAGGAUGCUGAAGAGGAAGGAGUCAGAGGAGAAGAACACAGAGAGGAACCUGCAGGUGACACACCAGAGUUCAGUGAUGCCAUGGAAGCUACAGAACAGGUGGGACUGGAGUUGUCUCAGUCAGAAGGGACUGGUACCACUCAAGAUGAGGAUGAAGAGAAAGUAGUCACAGGAGGAGAACACAGAGAGGAACCUGCAGGUGACACACCAGAGAUCAGUGAUGCCAUGGAAGCUACAGAACAGGUGAGACUUGAGUUGUCUCAGUCAGAAGGGACUGGUACCAUUCAACUCAAGGAAAAAGAAGCGAUAGCCAGUGAAUCUGAAGAGGACACAGUCAAAGACCAGGGCGAUGAAGAAGUGGAGAAAGAGCUGCUGCUAGUGGAAACAGCCACGGCGACUACCUUGGACAUGGAGCAGAACAACGCUCAGUCAGAUGAAAGGGUUGCAGAGACAGAAACAGCUCAGGGAAACAGAGAGACAGACAUGGAACCAGAAUCACCUCAGGUGGAGCCAGCGAGGAAGACCUCUGCUGGCUCAGAGCAGCGUGAUGUUGAAGUCAGUGGAGAAGGUGACAAAUCCAAUACAGAUCAAAGUGAAGAACGCUCAUCGAUACAGGAGUCAAGAAAGGAGCAGAGUCCUGUUGAAAACGUGGACUGUGCCUCAGAAGAUACUGAAGAAACAGAUGUUGUUUCUGAAGACACAAAGGAGAAAACAGAGGAUUCAGAAUCAGUCAAAUGCAGCAUUGAAAAUGUUGACACUCCACAGCAUGACCAACCCAGUGAAGAAGACCUCAGUGCUCUAGAGGACCUCAGACAGAAGGAAGCAGUCAGGGAUCCAGAUGUGACUCCUGAAAAUGAGUCUUCUCUGAAUCCAGAGCAAUGCUUCGCUCAAAUCACUGAGACUGUUGUUAGAGAGUGUCCAGCGCAGACAGUCCAGGCAGAGGACCUCAGGGACCAGGAGAUGGAGGCACCAAAAGAUGAAGACACAAGUCGAGAUAGUGUGGACCAUAUAGAUAUUCAAAUCCACACAUCAGAAGACAGUGUAGAUCUUGAGGACACUAACCCUGCACCAGCUGAGAAAGAGGACGACCUGAGCAAAGAAAACUUGCCACCUUCCAUCCUUAUCAGACCAGAAGAACCUGAAGCUCCUCAAACUGAACCAGUGGUGGACCCAGAGGACACUCCAAGUGUUGAAGAAGUUCCUACUGAUAAGACAACGCCUGGUCCGUCAGAGGAGGCGGAAAAGGACCCAGUUUCAGAUGAGAAAUUACUGACAGAGGAAACAUAUGAAAAAGAUUCUGACAUUGAAGAGACUCCAGAUAUGACGGCAGUGGAAUCAGUGGUGCAAAGAUCAGGAGACCCAGAAGAUAAACAUCAUCAAGAAGUGCUGAGGCGAAAGACCACCAUGGAUGCAGAGCAGAGUUAUGUUGAGACAGCUGAGAGUGGUCCGGGAGCUGCUGAUGUGACAGACGUUUUUCCUGAAAAAGCAACUGAGGAAGCAGUUGUGGAAGAAAGAGAGCCACAAGAAGAUUCAGAGUCAUUGAAAUACUGUCAAAUAGAAGACACUCCACAGCCUGACCAACCCAGUGAAGAAGACCUCAGUGCUCCAGAGGUCCUCUCAGCGGAGGAGGCAGUCAGGGAUCCAGAUGUGACUCCUAAAAAUGACUCUUCUCUAAAUCCAGAGCAGUGCUUCGCUCAAAUCACUGAGACUGUUGUUAGAGAGUGUCCAGCGCAGACAGUCCAGGCAGAGGACCUCAGGGACCAGGAGGUGGAGACACCAAAAGAUGAAGACACAAGUCCAGACUCUGUGGACCAUCAAGAUAUUCUGACCCACACAUCAGAAGACAGUGUAGAUCUUGAGGACACUAACACUGCACCAGCUGAGAAACAAGACGACCUGAGCAAAGAAAAUGUGCCACCUUCCAUCCUUAUCAGACCAGAAGAACCUGAAGCUCCUCAAACUGAUUCAGCUGUGGACCCAUGUGUUGAAGAAGUUCCUUGUGAAGAGACAACACCUGGCCCUUCUGAGGAGGCGGAAAUGGCCCCAGUUUCAGAUGAGAAGUUACUGAGAGAGGAAACAGAUGAAAAAGAAUUGGUCCCUGAGGACACUUCUCUGACAGCUGAAUCUGAAAACUUAACCGUUACACUGACUCAAGUCCCAGAGGAGAACGUGUCAGAUGGUGAGCAGGAGGCUUCCCUAGAUGAAGAGCACAGUCUUGGAGUGCUCCAGAGGGUUGUGGAUGAAGCUACAGUGGAAGAACUCGUAGUAGACCAUGGUGCCGCCCCCUGGGCCAAAGUUGCUGAGUCAGAGGAACAGAAAGAAGCUGCUGCUGAGGGACCAGCUCAUAUAACAGAGUGUGGGGUUGAAGAACCAAGGACUGAGAGUCCUGAAGAGAACGCUGCUCAUAUCCAACCACAAAAUGAAGAAGCGCCAGCAGGAGGACCUACAGCAGUGUGUUCAGAUCUGGACCCUCCACAAACUGUUGAAGUGCUUACAAAGGAUGCUGAAGAGGAAGGAGUCAGAGGAGAAGAACAAAGAGAGGAACCUGCAGGUGACACACCAGAGUUCAGUGAUGCCAUGGAAGCUGCAGAACACGUGGAGCUGGAGUUGUCUCAGUCAGAAGUGACCGGUACCACUCAAGUUGAGGAUGAAGAGGAAGUAGUCACAGGAGGAGAACAUAGAGAGGAACAAGCACCAGGCUUGAGAGCGGUGGAUGGAACAGACUCGACAGAAGAUGCAGCUAAGGAAGUAAAAGAAGAAUUAAGCACAGGUGGAAUCCCGGAGGACCAAACACCUGGGACUGAAGCCACCAGUGAGCAGGAGAUGAGGCUUGCAACUCAGGAAACUCAGGACUCACUGCAAGUUGAACACAGCUGGGAGUCAGGACAACUGAAUGUUCAGGUGGUUGAGAGAGCUGUGGAGGAAGCUCUUCAGGACGAAGUCCUGCAAGACAUUCUGAAAGAAGAAACUCAAAUUGAUGACACCAAAACAUAUGUGGUUGAAAGUGAGCAAAGAAGAGAGGCUGGAAGAUGUGGCCCAGUGUCUGAGGUCGCUGUAGAUGGACCUCAUGAGGACCAGCCACCAGCAUCUGCAGCAGCAGGAGAGUGUUGUGUCCAGACAACCCAAAGUGUUGAGGAGGAGAAAGGACAGGACAGAGUUCCUGGGACCACAGUAAACAAAGAAAUACUAGCUGCUAGUGGUGACCAAAUUCAUCUUCCAGAAGCCUCAGAGGACUCAGAUGUGCGCUCAAAGGAACACAGUGUCGCAGAAGAAACUGGGAAAUCUAGGGAAAUACCAGCUGGAGAUGCUGUUGAAGAGCGAGGACACACAACUGGGAGCAAAUCAGAUGAACCAGCGGAGGAUACUGAGCAAUGCAGAGUUCACAUAGCCAAAAGGGAUGAAGUCGUUGGAAUGAAGUCUGAAACUGUGUUGGUGGGAACAAACCUGGUGCAACCAACUGAAGGAGUGAGCCAAGUGGAACCUGAAGAGGACCAGACUUCCACAGACCUCUGUGAAGACAAAGAGGAGAGUCGAGCCGUGAAGACAGACAGUGCUUCACUGGAGCCGGAGCCAAAAAAUGAGUUACCCUGCCGAGUGGAGCAGAAAGAAGGACAGGCCGAAGAGUUGGAGGCAGGGGAGGUCUGGCCAAGAGCAGAGCUGCUGCUCCAAGGAAAACCUCAUCACCACCAUUCACCAUCAACAGAACCAGAUGAAAUUCUGGAAGCUGCACCAGAACCCCAUACGGACAGGGCAGCACCCACCUGUAACGAGGUGUCCGCUGUGGAGGACACACAGGGAAAACGAUGCCCGAGGCCUGCAGGAGAGUCUGAGGAGUCUGAAGAGAUGAUGGUAGCAGGACACUCUCAGCAACAUCACCCUUCACUCAUCACAGUACAGUUGGAGACAAAGCUGGUCCAGCGUGAGGAGCCCAGAAACACUGUGGGAGCCAUUAGCAUGUCAGCAACAGAAGCUUACUUGUCUACAGAGGAGUCAAGUCUCGUACCAGAAACAAUGUCUUUCAGAGAAAAUGUCUUGACUCACGGCGCUGAAGUAACUGGAGAACUCAAAGCUACGGCGCUUCCUUGUGAAGAACAAAAGGAGUACUCAGGUGAAGUGGCCAGUCCGGAGGUGGAAACUCAUGAGGCUGAGCCUGCAGCAGCAGCAGACUUGUCUGAUGUUUCACCACCUCAGUCUAGGACUGACAGAGCACUGGAGCUAAAGAAGAUUAUAGUGACCUCAACCAUGCACCUGGCACAUGUGAUGAAAGAGACGGUCGAGGAGAUCAGAGUGGUGACGGUGCCGCAUGUGGAGGGUGAGGACGAGACCACGGUUCAUCUCAUGUCUGGGGUCAAGAUCAUGGAGAGCACACACCUUCACGCUUCAUUCGGAAAGAAGAAUGAAGAUGUUCUUCAACAUUUAGAGGAGCAACACAAGACACCCACUGAAGCGCUGAUGGACCUGGAGGAAAAUGAUGGAAAGCCCAGGCCUGCAUCAGAUCAUUUGAAAGAUCAAAGAUGUGAAGAAAUGGAUGAGGAGGACCAAAGAGAUGGUCUUCAGCUGAGCUCAGAUCCAGACCAGGUGGGUGAAACAUCUGAGGCAGAUGAAGAAGCACCUAUGCUUGAGGAUCUGGCCAACAACGUGUCAAUGGAAGGACCAUGUGUAGAGACAACAACACCAGAGUCUGGAACCAUCCAGACGGCUGAGAAGGCAGCACUGCAAGUUCCUGAGCUCAGCGUACGGGUCAAUGAAGCCCAAGACUUUCUGGAUUUAAGCCUCAGUGAAGCAGCACCAGAAGAUGAAGCUCAGAUUGAGAAGAUGGAGGAACCAGAAAGACAGUCGGCUUCAACAGAAACAGCUGUGAUCUUCAGUCCGCUGGUUAUUGUCAUCCAGGCGAUCCAAGAGACUGAAGAUGACCUCAGGAGGGCGACAGGUCGACAGCGUGCACCAGAGCAGGUGGCAAAAGUGGAUGGGAGCAAGCAAACAUCUGCCAAGGAUGACGAGGACGUUUGGCUUGACGCAGAGGAGAGCAUUCUGACUGAAGAGGAAGAAGCUGUGUCGCACGUGGAGGAGUUUGUUGACGCCGAUGAGGAAGAAGGAGAGGAGCAAGGAGAAGUGCCAGACACCUUUGAAAUAGCUCCUGACCACAGCGCUGAGGUGAAGGAGAGUGAGGCGGACACUCUCCUGGAGACAGCGAGUGACACAGAGGAGUUCACGGCGGCGCUCGAUGACCCGGACGUCCCCACCACCACUGUCGCCACCGCAGACUGAAGUCACACCUGCUUCUCUGAAGGUCCAUGGUCUGCAAAGUACCGCAGGAGCUCCUCCAUCGGCUUACACCAACCGAACCUGGUUUAGAACUGUUUAUUUUAAUGAAUAACCCCAAUAUCCUUUCACGUUUUCUGACUAUGAAUGUAAAAUGUGCAAAAUGCUGUUCAUGUUGGUGCAGAAAAGCAUUGUUGAUGGAACCAACUAACCACUGUGUUCCAUGCUUCUGGAGUCUAUGCAACAACCGUGAAUAUUGAGGCCUUGUAUCUAACUCUUCAAUAAAAGCGCUCAGAGAAGAUGCUGUCAGUCUCUGU